Molecule: messenger RNA, 2130 nt
Organism: Meira miltonrushii
Lineage: Eukaryota; Fungi; Basidiomycota; Exobasidiomycetes; Exobasidiales; Brachybasidiaceae
Product: prolyl oligopeptidase
Exons: 1
Biological process (GO): proteolysis
Cellular component (GO): cytosol
Molecular function (GO): oligopeptidase activity; serine-type endopeptidase activity
Source: RefSeq, a predicted model, not a curated record
CAAGCGACAUCAGGUUGGGAUCCAAAAUCGACUCCGUACCCAUCUGUUCGUCGUGACGAUAUUGUGUUCUCUUAUCAAUCUGCAGCAGCGCAUGGUAAUGUUACUGUUGCUGAUCCUUACAACUAUUUGGAACAAUCACCUGCAUCUUCAAAUGAAGUUCAAACGUUUAUUGAUCAGCAACGUAGCUUUUUCAAGACUUACUCAAAGAAGUUUAAGGAUUUUGAUGCAAUCCGCGAAUCAAUCAAGGACGCAGGACACUAUGAUGAAUUGCAAUUUCCUGAAGCAUUUGGAAGCAAGGACAAUACCUUGUAUACGUAUCACUAUCGAGAACUUGGAAGUGAUAGUCGUAUCUUCUACGUUGCAACUCAAGCCGAUCUUGAACAAGCCUACAAGACCAAAUUCUCUCCACUUCCCGGUAAGAAAGUGUUGGAUGAAGCUUCGUUGGGGAAUGAUAGUAUUGCAUUUUUCCAAAACAUCUCGCCUGAUGGUAAAACAUUCUUGUAUCAUGCAAGUAAAAAGGCUGUUCCUGAGCUUGCUACGAUCUAUACCCGCGAUAUCUCAAACAUCUUCACAGACACAUCUGAGACAACUUUGAAGGACUCUCCAGAAUUCAUUACGGGUACCUCGGAUGCAUCUGAUGGAUGGACAUCAGAUAGCAAGGGAUUCUUUUACAUGCGUAACAAUGCAUCAUACGAUGACGGUACAACUUCUAUCCGAUACCACAAGCUGGGCACGCCCGUUCAAAGCGACACUGUCAUUGUGAAGCCAAACAAUGAUCCAAGUCAGACGAUGGACUUCGAAUUGAGUGACGACAAGAAAUUUAUCAUUGUAUAUGUGUAUAAUGACAAUGAUAAGGCUCGUGUGUACGUUGCUCGGUUGGAUCAACCCAUCAGCUCUAGCAUGAAAUGGACCUCAAUCGUGCCCGAAGCAACGUUACAUUUAGAAUACGUUACAAAUCUCGAAAACGAUUUCUAUUUUGUUGCUUAUUACGAUAAUGAAAGCAAUCAAGUUAUCAAGUACACCGUCGACACUAACAAAGCCCGUUCAGUUGAGAUGUUGAAAGAAUUAACAGAUAAAGCCAUUAUCGAACCUACGGUGAUCCCAGAGGACAAGAAUGCAUUGAUCGAUCAAUUUACAGUAUUUGAUACGGACAAGAUGUUCCUUGCUUAUACACAAGAUGCUAAAAGGAACUAUUACAUUUAUGAUCUUCGCACGGGUAAGCGUAUCCAGCAUGUCAUACCCGACAGUGUGGGUAGCGCAAGCUCAAUCACUUCUUUGUCAACUGGAUCGGAUAUAUUUUUAUGGUCAUGGACUUUCAAUACGCCUGGUCAGCUUUAUCAUAUCAAAUGGAAUGUCGAAAAGGGCUCAGCAACUUCCGAUCUUGUAUACCAGGCAAAGUUACAAUCGAUUGAUUCAUCACAAUUCGACAUUGAACUCAAAUGGGCUACAUCCAAAGAUUCAACCAAAAUUCCUUUUCACUUAUUUUAUCGAAAAGGCGUAAAGUUUGAUGGUACUCGUCCUGCAAUGAUCAAUUUCCACGGCGCAUUUCGAAAUAUCUUUCUUGCAUCAUACUCACCACUUUGGAUGACAUGGGUUAACGAUUACGAUGCAGUCUUUGUUCUUGCUUAUCCUCGUGGUGGUGGUGAAGUGAGAGCUGAAGCAUGGCAUCAAGCUGGUAUGCUAGGCAAUAAGCAGAAUACGAUUGACGACGUCAAUGCAAUCAUUCAGUAUUUGAUCGAUGACAAGAUUGCUGCAAAGGGUAAAGUGGUUCUCACUUCUUCGAGUUCAGGUGCAACAAAUGCUAUGGCAGUAACCAAUCAAGCUCCUGAGGGCAAUAUUGGAGCUUUAGUCUUGCAAGAACGAACAUAUGGCUAUGCCCUCUAUGACCUUUUACGAUUCAACACCGCACCAGACAGCUCGGGAUACGUUGCAGAAUAUGGCAAUCCGCAAGAUCCCCAGGCGUUCGAUUGGUUACGCAAGAUUUCACCUUUACACAAUGUCGAUAAAGCAAAAGUGUAUCCAGCUAUCUUGAUUUUUCCAGGAAAUGAUCCAGUCAAGUCUUGGUCGGCAAGAAAGAUGAUUGCUGAACUUCAAUAUGACUUACCGAAUAAUCCGAACCCUUUCUUCCUC